AUGGGGCCUCAAGCACGCGGUACCACCGUUCGAGGGACCCGCCGAGCUCAGCUCUGCACGGUCCCUGGGGUGCACCCUCCUCCACCCCCGGGACACUGGCCUCGCCCCCCAGUGUUGGUGGCCUCGCCCCUCACCAACCCUGCUCACACCAUGGCUAUCCCUCGGCCAGCCGGCUCAAUCGUGGGCCCCGCUACCAGUGGAGAUCAACACCGGAUCGCCGGAGCGCCGUCGCCAGCGGAUCGCUGCGACUCUGCGAUCGCUGCGCUGGCGGAGAAGUGA
Coccomyxa subellipsoidea C-169 is the source of this 279-nucleotide messenger RNA. RefSeq lists its product as hypothetical. Bases 1 to 279 code for a protein of 92 amino acids. The transcript is spliced from 2 exons. The record is from RefSeq and is a predicted model, not a curated record. Lineage: Eukaryota; Viridiplantae; Chlorophyta; Trebouxiophyceae; Coccomyxaceae.